AUGCGUUUCAAACAGUCUGUUAACAUUAUAUUAUUUACGCUGCUGCUGGGCGCGGGACUACUGUCAUUUUUUGUGAUAUUAGCGGGGGCACGGACCUCGACCGUUCUUAAAAAGUUCUACUGGCUAGAGGCAGAUACUUCAGGGUUUAAUAGUGCACCAAGCACGACAAGAUGGUUCGCAUACAACUGGUGUGGUGUUGAAGACGGAAAUUUGCAGGGCUGCUCUUCGAACAAGCCUGCCUCUCCUUUUUCUCCCAGAGACAACUUUGGGGCUAGCGAUAGCAUUCCCAGUUCGUUUGUUAAGCAUCGCGACACAUAUUACUAUUUGUCGCGGGUGGCAUGGGCGAUGUUGCUCGUGGGACUGGUUUACAUUGUUGCAGCUCUGAUCCCUGUCGCAAUAACGAUUUUCUCCACGUCUGUGAUAAACUCUUGGCUGGCGGUGAUGGCGUUAUGGCUGGCAGCUUUUUUCGUGACGCUGGCGGCGUGUCUAUACACAGCCUGCUACGUGAAGGCGCGCGGGGUGUUUACAAGUAACAAUCGGAACGCCAAACUGGGAGUCAAGAACUUUGCCUUUAUCUGGACCAGCGUUGCUAUUUUAAUGGCUUGUGCCAUUUGGUCGUCAGUCGUGGCUGUUUUCUUCACUACCAAGAGGAUUUCGCGAAGCAAAGGUCAAGAGUCAGGAGUUUCUUCUGACACCUACGGAGGUGACAAGACGACUCUGGAGACUCGCGAACGUGGUACGCGCGAGAACGCUGGAAAUCAGAACUACAGAUUUUGGAGGAUGCGGGUCAAGCGGAGACCUCGCGACGACGCUUUCGACAUGCAACCGCAGGUUACGGCCUCAGAAUAUGACAGCGAGGGCUUUCCAGUAACCCGGUCGUGA
Molecule: messenger RNA, 882 nt
Organism: Lachancea meyersii CBS 8951
Lineage: Eukaryota; Fungi; Ascomycota; Saccharomycetes; Saccharomycetales; Saccharomycetaceae
Source: the annotation of a GenBank genome assembly